This is a messenger RNA of Racocetra persica, 373 nucleotides long. The record is from the annotation of a GenBank genome assembly. NCBI's taxonomy places the organism in Eukaryota, Fungi, Glomeromycota, Glomeromycetes, Diversisporales, Gigasporaceae.
GAACUAUGAACCUGUGCUUUAUCCUGAGAUAUUUAUAGUAGAUGUUUUAUUUAUGAAUACUGAGGGAUCUCAUGUAUGUAAAUCUGGUCAAACAACUGGUACAACUUGCGGGGAAUUGACUGCAAUCGAUAGUGUGUCUAUAAAUCCUCAAGGAAUUAUGCUUUACGGAGUCCUCAAAAUGCAGCUGUUUUCUUCUAUUGGCGAUAGUGGUGGUUCUGUAUUCCACUAUGUAGACUUUUCAAAUCAUUAUUCAUUUCCUUAUGCAUAUGCAGUUGGUAUAUUAGUGCGUUCAAAAGUUAUUAGAGUCAUUAGUGUAGUUGUACCAGCAGACGCAAUCAUGCAAUAUGGUAUUAGAUUUAUGGGUCGCUAUUGA